AUGUCUGCUGGCGACAUGCUCCCAGAUACGGCUCUCUUGACGACGAUUGCGUCCUUACAGGAAAAAAUGAGAGAUAUUUGUGACCUCAUACCGAUCUCCAGUUGGGGUUUCACAGGUGAUGUCCAUGAAAAGCUACGGCAAAGAAAACAUAGAAUGGUGAACCAACAACUGACAGCUAAAGAGAAGAAGACACUAACGAAGAACAAGAAGCAGCAAGUAGCGCGAUUCGGGGGCGGAGUUUGCUAUCGUGUGUCCGAAGUAAUUAAUCUGCACUCGGCUACGAAUGGGAAAGACUCCAAGCUUGAAAAGGCAACUCCUACGCCAGCUCCGCCCAAGUCAGAGAUUACGGAAAGCCGAAAGGAAAACAAAAAUCAGAAAGAAAAUAUGCGGCCGAAGUCGGCUAUCAAAAUAAUUGAGAAAACUGGCAGAAACGAAAAUUCUGUCGCAGGAAUGGAAUCCAUGGCUAAGGAACGAGUUUCUACCGAUGACGACAGCACCGAUGAGGAGGUCGAAAAUGUCUCUGCCGUAAAAUCAAAGAAGCGGCCUACUAUCCAGUCUACUCCACUACUGAGUGCAAAAAAGCAGAAAUUGAGUGUGGAGCCCGUGCCAUGUGAAGCAAAAGACCAGUCAUUGAACAUUACG
Molecule: messenger RNA, 642 nt
Organism: Cooperia oncophora
Lineage: Eukaryota; Metazoa; Nematoda; Chromadorea; Rhabditida; Trichostrongylidae
Source: the annotation of a GenBank genome assembly